This is a messenger RNA of Seriola dumerili (greater amberjack), 996 nucleotides long. Its product is annotated as deoxyribonuclease-1-like. Gene Ontology annotation, cellular component: nucleus. Bases 55 to 924 code for a protein of 289 amino acids. Gene Ontology annotation, molecular function: DNA nuclease activity. Gene Ontology annotation, biological process: DNA catabolic process. Lineage: Eukaryota; Metazoa; Chordata; Actinopteri; Carangiformes; Carangidae. The transcript has 9 exons. The record is from RefSeq and is a predicted model, not a curated record.
CCGUGUGUGUUUGCGCGCCAGUUUUUUGGCUGGCAGCGUUUCCUCCCGCGGUUAAUGAAAGGAGAUUGUUCUCUGCAGACGCUCAGCCACAGUCUGUCUGCUCUCUGCUGUUCGAGCACUUUGUUCACCUUUUCUCAGGUCAAAAUGAAGAUUGCUUCCUUCAAUGUCAAGAAGCUGGGACUCAGCAAAGUCAACGAUGACUUUGUGCGGACAUAUCUUAUCAAGAUUGUGUCUCGGUACAGUGUGGUGGUGAUGCUGGAGGUGGUGGAUGCCAACGGCAGGGCCAUGAAGAAGUUCCUCGAAAAACUCAAUGAAUACAGAGACAAUCGCCAUGAUCCGUUCUCCAUGGAGAGCAGCAAAAUGCUGGGACGCAGCACCUACAAGGAGAAAUUUGUCUUCUUCUACAGAGCGAGGGAGGUGAAGCUGAUUGACUCCUUCCAGUACGAAGAGGAGGGGAGAGAUGUGUUUGCCAGAGAGCCCUUCGCUGUGCAGUUCAAGUGUCUUAAUACUGCUGUGAAGAAGCUGGUAUUGAUCGCUGUCCACAGCAAACCAGAGGAUGCAGAGACAGAGCUGAACGCUCUGGGUGACGUGGUCGAAGCUGUGAGGAAUAAAUUCAAGGCUACUAACAUUAUGAUUUUGGGGGACUUCAAUGCAGAUGGACCAUACCUUUCAAAUAGGAAGAAGGAAAAUAGUCCCAUGUGGUAUCCUCCCUACUUCUGGCUGAUAGAUGAUAAAGUCGACACCACGACUAGUAAUAAAAAUGACCACACCUAUGACAGGAUUGUGGUGUUUGGAAACCACAUGUAUGAGGCUGUUGGGGCCAACUCCGCUAAGGCUUUCAACUUCCAGAGAGCCUACCAUCUGCCUGAUGCCGCUGCUCAAGCCAUCAGUGACCACUACCCUGUGGAGGUGGAGCUUCUCUAGCUCUGUGGUAUAUCACUGCUUUCUCUUCAUGCACAUUUGACUGUGUCUUAUCAGAAAUAAACUAAAUCAUGA